AUGACCAUCCCUGACAUGACCAACAAGACUUGCCAGGGUCAGUUCAUCCUCCUGGGCUUCUCAGACAGACCAGGCCUGGAACAUGUUCUCUUUGUGUUCGUCCUCAUCUUCUACCUGGCGACCUUGGCAGGCAACGUCAUCAUCAUCCUUGUCUCCUGCCUGGACCCCUUCCUCCACACUCCCAUGUACUUCUUCCUCACCAACUUGUCCUUCCUCGACCUUUGCUUCACCACCAGCUCAAUCCCCCAGCUGCUUUUCAACUUGAGUGGCCUGGACAAGACCAUCAGUUAUGUGGGCUGCGCCAUCCAGCUGUUCAUGUUCCUGGGGCUGGGGGGCACAGAAUGCAUUCUCCUGGCAGUCAUGGCUUUCGAUCGCUUCACUGCAAUCUGCAAGCCCCUUCGCUACUCAGUCAUUAUCCAUCCCCAGCUCUGCUGGAAGUUGGUGUCUGUGGCCUGGGGCAUUGGCCUCCUCAACUCCCUGGUUAUGUCUCCAGUGACUAUGAAGCUGCCACGAUGUGGCAGGUGCCAGGUGAAGCAUUUCCUGUGUGAGAUGCCAGCUCUGAUCAAAAUCGCCUGGGUGGACACCGUGGCUGUGGAGAGCACUGUGUUUGUCUUGUCGGUGACAAUUGUCCUGGCACCCCUGUCUCUCAUCCUCAUCUCCUACACCCAUGUCGCCCUGGCAGUGAUGAGAAUCAAGUCAGCCGUAGGCAGGAGGAAGGCUGUCAACACAUGUGGGUCCCACCUCACUGUAGUUGCCUUGUUUUAUGGGAAUAUUAUCUACAUGUAUAUGCAACCAGGAAGGAAUUCUUCUCAGGACCAAGGGAAGUUUCUUACCCUCUUCUACAACUUGGUGACUCCUAUGCUAAACCCAGUCAUCUACACGCUAAGAAACAAGGACGUAAAGGACUCACUAAAGAGACUUGUGUCUAGACAGUAA
This is a messenger RNA of Jaculus jaculus (lesser Egyptian jerboa), 936 nucleotides long. Its product is annotated as olfactory receptor 2W3-like. Gene Ontology annotation, biological process: G protein-coupled receptor signaling pathway. Gene Ontology annotation, molecular function: G protein-coupled receptor activity; olfactory receptor activity. The record is from RefSeq and is a predicted model, not a curated record. Lineage: Eukaryota; Metazoa; Chordata; Mammalia; Rodentia; Dipodidae. Bases 1 to 936 code for a protein of 311 amino acids. The transcript has a single exon. Gene Ontology annotation, cellular component: membrane.